Messenger RNA from Neopelma chrysocephalum (saffron-crested tyrant-manakin), 1851 nucleotides. Its product is annotated as maestro heat-like repeat-containing protein family member 6. The annotation marks the transcript as partial. Lineage: Eukaryota; Metazoa; Chordata; Aves; Passeriformes; Pipridae. The transcript is spliced from 13 exons. The record is from RefSeq and is a predicted model, not a curated record. Gene Ontology annotation, cellular component: cytoplasm.
GGCUGGGCUGUGUUCUCCGGCCUGUCCCCCAGCCCCUCAGCUCUGACCGCGCUCGCUCUUUGCCAGAUCCAGGCCGGCACCGGACACAAGAGCAGGGCCGCGCCCGGGGCCGCUUCCGCAGAGCUCAUCAGAGGGUGCGGAAAUCCGCUCCCGUUCGGCGUAGAAAGGCCGGGACCUCAACAACCAAUGUCGUGGCACAGCCUGAGCCCAACCCCACCGAGCUCAAGGCCAAGGCUGACGCCCCAGGGACUGAGGGCAUCGCAGACGCGGACAGCACACCCGUUCAGCGCCUGCCCGAUGCUCCCAGUCUGCAUGUUCCUCAGGAGAGAGUUGUCUCUGCUCAAGUGCCACCUCUGGUGAGGUCCAUCCACUCGUGGCUGACCUCCAAUGUGUCUGCUGGGCACGUGCUGGAUAAGACCCUUCUGGCACUGACCGAGGCACACCCCGUGGAUGUCACCAUCACCCUCCUGCGCUGUGCUCCCUCAUGUGACAGAGCUGCUGCAACCAUGUGGAGGACCAUCGCCUCAUCGGGAACCACGCUGCGGAAGGUGCUGCCAACACUGCUCUGCGUGAUGGAGGACUGGCCGUGGUACUACACACGCACCUCCGAUGGGGACAACACAGACGUCUUUGCCCUGGCUGCAACUCUGGCCCUGUGGAUGAUUGUCCAGGAGCCCCAGUGCCCAGGGCCUUUGAUGGACUAUUCCCCUCAUCUCCUCGUCGAUCUGCUCUUCCAAGUCUUCGACAGCACAGAGCAGACGUCAGAGGAGGUCAACACGUUCUGGAGGGGAUGCCAGGAGCAGCACGACCUUCCCACCGACCCCAACAGGUUUGCAGUGCUGACCAUGAAGGCCCUGCUCUGCUGUCUCCACUGGGAGGAUGGGGUGAAUUCAGUGGAAGACAAUGGUGGCUGGGCCAGGCUCCUCAACGCUCACAGCCGCCGCUACGCAGUGGCCCUGCUGGCCAGGGAGAAGCGCCAUGUCUCCAGGCCCUUGUGUUCCCGCAUCACACUCCACCUGCUGGAGCUGCUGAGCAGGGAGGAGCUGUGCUGGGACCUGCCUGCCAUGGCAUUCCUUGUGGAGGUCCUGGACUGCCUGGACACCAAAGAAUGCGGUGACAGGGUCCUGGAGACGCUCUCAAGGAACUUGGGGAGCACCAACAAAAAGCGGCGUCAACUGGCGCUCAGAGUCGUCGUGGCACUCAGCCAGGAUCCCGUGAUGGCCGAGAGCAUCUGGAGCCUGAGUGAAAGGCUCGUGCAGCUCCUGGGGGAUGCAGACAGAGAUGUGGUUUGGAUGACCCUCUCUGUGCUCGACCAUGUGCUCUGGACCAGUCUCUGGACACGGUGCCACGAGAGAGUCCGCAGCAAAGACCCCCUAAUAUCCACCCCCACCGGCCUGCAGUUGGCUGAGGCGCUCCGGCCACUCUUUGACCACGACGACAGCAGUGUGCGGCAGGGCUCCAUGGUCCUCUUCUCUCGUGUGAUCAAAGUGAUCGAGAGAGAGGGAAAGAGGCCCCUGAAGCCACUCGUGUGCCUGAGCCUGCUGCCGCUCUACUUCCACCGGCACGACGAGAAGGUGCUCGUGAAAAGGGCCUCUCAGGGAGCACUGCUGGCUGUGACCAGGUUCCUGAAGAGGAGGGAUCUUGGGCACCUGGUGAACACAGAGGAGCCAUGGAGCUUUGGCGAGUGCCUGCUGAAAAAGGACCGAAGACGAGUGGCCAAGUACAUGCACCAGGCCCUGCCGUACCUGCGGAGCCCACAGCAGCCCCUGCGAGAGGCAGCCGUCAAGUUCAUGGGGAUCGCCGGGGGGUACCUGAGGGGACAGCCCAAUGAGCUGCAGCUCAUCAUCGAUG